This is a messenger RNA of Amphimedon queenslandica, 1234 nucleotides long. RefSeq names its product inositol hexakisphosphate kinase 1-like. Bases 41 to 1213 code for a protein of 390 amino acids. Gene Ontology annotation, cellular component: nucleus; cytoplasm. Gene Ontology annotation, molecular function: inositol hexakisphosphate kinase activity. The transcript has 5 exons. The record is from RefSeq and is a predicted model, not a curated record. Lineage: Eukaryota; Metazoa; Porifera; Demospongiae; Haplosclerida; Niphatidae. Gene Ontology annotation, biological process: phosphatidylinositol phosphate biosynthetic process; inositol phosphate biosynthetic process.
ACACGCCCUUCUCAUUUCUUGUGGUGUAGCAACAAGCACAAUGGCUAGAGCUUGUAGCUCUGGUCCUGCUAUAAUUCCAGGAGUCUCUCUCCCUCACAAACUAGAGCGUUUCGACUAUCAGGUAGGAGGCCACUUUGUAUUGAUGAAGCUAGGAGCAUCAAGCGCCAUUUGUAAACCAAGUGGGAAGCGGGAGACUUACUUUUAUCAAAGUAUCCCAGAGGUACUGAGAGAAUUCGUUCCAGCUUUUCACGGAGUAGUAUCAGUUAGCAUACAGAAUGAUGACACAGAGCAGCAAGUCCAGUACGUUGCUACAAGGUAUUACGAAUCAAGUGAUUAUCGAGUCAGUUUGGAGUCCCUGGGCUACUUUGAGGAUGAGAGAGAAGUGUUCCGUUGCUUUAACAAGCCACUCGGGGACAUGAUGACUGUCGUUAGGGACCACCCAGUUGCAUUUUCCCUCGGUAAUGAAGAGCAUUUCCACAAUCCUUUAUCAUCAGUUCGGCUCCAGACAUUAAGUAACAUAUUAAAGAAACAGGAUAAAUUCAAGCAAUAUGAUUACAUUGUACUUGAGGACCUAACGGAGGCCUUUAGUUGUCCAUGCAUAAUCGAUCUUAAACUUGGCAUUCGUUGCCACGGGGAUUUGGGAAAUCCUGAAAAACAUUUGAGAAGAUCCAAAGAGACCACAUCCUUAUCUCUUGGCGUUCGGUUCAUAGGAAUGCUGGUGUACAGCAACUCAGACAACACCUACAAGUUCUAUGACAAAUAUGUCGGCCAAAAGCAUCUCACGGAAGAAACCUUCUUCAAUUACUUGAAACUUUUCUUCUUUGAUGGAAAAGAAUAUCAUUUUGAGGUGAUUGAGGAGCUAGUAAAAAGACUUCAAAAACUGAGGGACACCAUCAGUCAACUGGAGACAUAUCGAUUCUUCUCCACUUCACUUUUGCUGAUGUACGAAGGGAAGAGAAAGGCAGGAAGAAGAACAGAUAUGAGUAAUGGAAGCAUCUCAACAGAGACUUCUAACCCAGCUCCUCCUGAAACCAAUCCCCCGUUAGUUCAAGCAAAACUGAUUGAUUUUGAAAACUUGACCCAAGGAUCAUAUACUAACGACCCAAUAAAGUACACAGGCCCUGACUCGGGGGCAAUUAAAGGUCUAACGACAGUGAUAGUAUUCCUUCAGUCAAUUUUAUUAACACAAGAAACAUGUACAAGCAUUUCAUAAAAUGAGACACAGUAGAAUCUA